AUCUUUGGCAUUUCAAGCAAUCUUUCCCUUUGUCUUUCCCUGUGUUAGGGAAAAGAUGACACUGAAGAUGAAGCUUGCCGUGUUUGCAUCUCUGCUGGUGUUGUUACCGUUCAAGGCCGAGGCUGGUUCAUGUGUCGGUAAAACGGUAAAAGUGUGGGUGAUUAAAGGCCGCCAUCUUACAGGUGACGGAUUUUCACACCCAGAUCCCUACGUUAAGGUGACAAUCGGCGAAGAAACCAGGCAGACCAGAAUUAUUUAUUCCGAUUCAAACCCAGUUUGGUACCAGAAGUUCCGCUUUUACGAUACCACAAGCGAUAUCAUGAGAAUCGACAUCCGGAGGGCUGAUGGAGGUGGAUAUAAUCACCACUUGGGAACCUGCAUAGAGAGAUUGGAGUCAGGAGGAGGUUAUUGGCAGAAAGUAAAGUGCAGGGCAACGGACUCAGGAUACGUCAAGCUCUAUUACAGAUGUUACUGAGUGUAAUUGUGUAAAGUGAUUUCUUAAAGUUAGAAGAAAAUUAGAGGUGAAGAAAAAGGACACUUUCUCUAUGAAAUGUUUGGAGGUAGAGCAAAAUAAUUUUUGGAAUUUCAGAUGACUUUUCCUGAAACAUAUUUUGGUUUCUUUGAUUUUCUUUCAAACUUUAUCUUUGCUGCUCCAGAAAUACAGCAUGUGUGUAAUCACUGCUGUGUACAAAAUAGCUUUCAUGCAACUGCUCUGUUGGCUUUAUAAAAACUAUCGCUGCUCAGUUUUCUCCACCAUGAUAAGUUUGCUCUGACAAAAAUCCUGUUCUAAAUGAGAAAGUGAUGAAUAAAAGUCUAAUGAAGCAAA
Molecule: messenger RNA, 826 nt
Organism: Labrus mixtus (cuckoo wrasse)
Lineage: Eukaryota; Metazoa; Chordata; Actinopteri; Labriformes; Labridae
Product: perforin-1-like
Exons: 2
Coding region: 56-475 (139 amino acids)
Source: RefSeq, a predicted model, not a curated record